Messenger RNA from Opisthorchis viverrini, 648 nucleotides. RefSeq lists its product as hypothetical. The transcript is spliced from 3 exons. NCBI's taxonomy places the organism in Eukaryota, Metazoa, Platyhelminthes, Trematoda, Opisthorchiida, Opisthorchiidae. Gene Ontology annotation, biological process: small GTPase-mediated signal transduction. Gene Ontology annotation, molecular function: GTPase activity; GTP binding. The record is from RefSeq and is a predicted model, not a curated record. Bases 1 to 648 code for a protein of 215 amino acids.
AUGACUAACAGCUGUUUCUGUCAUCGUAGAUCUGGGCCAGCGCGCGCCUUUCGGACUGAAGGUGAAAUGUCCAGUUGUGUGCGGAAAAAAUUGGUAAUUGUGGGUGACGGCGCAUGUGGAAAAACAUGCCUGCUAAUCGUGUUUAGUAAGGAUCAGUUUCCGGAGGUUUACGUUCCGACUGUGUUUGAGAACUAUGUGGCGGAUAUUGAACUUGCUGGCAAGCGAGUUGAACUUGCCUUGUGGGAUACGGCUGGACAGGAAGAUUAUGAUAGAUUACGGCCAUUAUCCUAUCCAGACACAGAUGUUAUUUUGAUGUGCUUUAGUAUAGACAGUCCUGACAGCCUUGAAAACAUAGCAGAAAAAUGGGUGCCUGAAGUCCGGCAUUUUUGUGGGAACGUACCGAUUGUUUUGGUUGGCAAUAAAAAGGAUCUGCGUAAUGACGAAAACACAAGGGCAGAUUUGAAACGUAUGAAACAGGAUACUGUGAAAUAUGAGGAAGCACUGUCGGUUGCCAACAGCAUCGGAGCGUAUGCUUAUAUGGAGUGUAGCGCAAAGACUAAAGAUGGUGUCCGUGACGUGUUCGAAACCGCCACAAGAGCGGCUCUUGAGACGAAAAAGUCAGGAAAGAAGAGGUGUAUUUUGCUCUGA